Messenger RNA from Protobothrops mucrosquamatus (brown spotted pit viper), 1876 nucleotides. Its product is annotated as calpain-5. NCBI's taxonomy places the organism in Eukaryota, Metazoa, Chordata, Lepidosauria, Squamata, Viperidae. Gene Ontology annotation, cellular component: cytoplasm. The annotation marks the transcript as partial. The record is from RefSeq and is a predicted model, not a curated record. The transcript has 8 exons. Gene Ontology annotation, biological process: proteolysis. Gene Ontology annotation, molecular function: calcium-dependent cysteine-type endopeptidase activity.
CCUUCAUCCCUCAGUGAUUUUGAAGUAGAGACUGACAGGGGCUUAGUCAAAGGUCAUGCCUAUUCAGUGACAUCUAUCCUGAAAAUGUCUGUUGGACAGAAGCACCUGUGCGUUGGAAAGUCUAAGAAAUUCUUCAUGAUCCGAUUAAGGAAUCCUUGGGGAAACAAGGAAUGGAAUGGAGCAUGGAGUGAUGAGUCUGAGGAAUGGAAAAAAGUGAGCAAAUCGGAGCGCAUAAGAUUAGGUCUCACCCUUGAAAAUAAUGGAGAAUUUUGGAUGACAUUUGAAGACUGGUGCAAGAACUUUACUGAUGUGGACAUUUGUCGGAUUGUGAACACGUCUUUCUUCAGUAUCCAUAAGACCUGGGAAAAGAAAAUGAUGCGUGGAGAGUGGACCAAGAAUCCAGAUCCCUUGUUAAAUCGCUCUGGAGGGUGUUUAAACCAUGAAGCCACAUUUCUCCAAAACCCUCAGUACAUCUUUGAUGUUAAGAAGGUGGAGGACAAAGUCUUGAUCUCCCUACAGCAGAAGGACCAACGGAUUCACAGGAAAGAAGGGGCAGGAGAUAACCUUGUUAUUGGCUUUGAGAUUUUCAAGGUGGAGGAUAACCGAGAAUAUCGCUUGCACCAGUUGAAAAUACAAGAGAGAAUAACUAACUUCACCUACCUGAACAAUCGCAUCAUGUAUCUGAAAGUGCUUCUCAAGCAAGGCCGGUAUCUUUUGACCCCAACCACUUUUUCUCCAAACACUGAAGGGGAAUUUAUUCUGAGGCUCUUCACGGAUGUUCCAUCAGCACUUAGGGAGCUGAAACUGAACAAACCCAGGCUGUCUUUCCUGGAUAUCCUGCUGGGUGUCCCUAAGAGGGUGUCCCUCGUUAAAGUCUACAGGGUGGAAGGACUCCAGAGUCAGAGCAGUCACGGGGAAACCAACAUUUAUAUAAUUAUUAAGUGUGAGAACGGCAAGGUUCAGUCUCCCUCUCAGAAGAGCACGGGGGCCGCUCUUUUCAACACCCAGGCUGUUUUCUACAAAAGGAAGGUUGACAGCCCCAUUAUCGUCCAGGUCUGGCAUGAUGCCUUCUUUGACAGGUUCCUGGGAGAAGUCCGGCUGUCUGGGUCACCCAGUGACCCUCGGGAUCUUCAGAAGUAUCAGCUUCAUGGCCGAGGCCUGCAGGAAGCAGAAGAAGUGCCCGGUCAAAUCACCAUCAAGAUACUUUCUAGCGAUGACCUGGUGGAACUAUGAGUUGCAGAGGCUGAUGGACCCCGAGAGGGAGCGAUGCUGUUAGAAUCCCCUCUUUGGUUUGUAAUCUCCGGGUUGCACAUGGACAGUACAAAAAUUUGUAAAGAGAGACAGGUGGGACAGGAUUGUCGCCGAUGUACUGACCUCCUCUUCCUCCUUUCCUCAUUUACUCUCCAAAUUGUAAUCCGUGCUAAACGACGGUUCAUUCACAACCAUAUUUACAGCUUUUCAGCCUUUCGGUUGGGAAAAUAAGGUCAUGUCACAGAGCUAACCAGCUUAGCUUCCAAACCCAACUUCACACCAGUUUUCUCAGUGGAAGUGGCUUAUUGUUUGGGUCAACUGAGUUACUUUUGGGAUGAAAUACCAGCUUUGUCCCAGAUCCUGCCGGGACUGCUAAGAAGAGCCCUUGGUCUCUUCUGCGUCUUCAGAAUCGACGCAGCCACUGAAUAAGAGAUGCUAUAUUUGACGUGUGGGAUGACACAUCCCAUGAUGGGAGGCUUAAUGUUGCACAACGGCCAAAUAGCUCUCUUGCUUGUUGGAGUUGCAACAAAUGAGUAGCUUUUCUUCACACAGCCCUGUCUUGUACUCAAGUCAAAUCAUCAUCAUCACAUAAACGGAAAACUGUUCUCCAACAGUCGCCAUUUUU